AUGUAUUAUUUGUCCUGCAGGUUUUUGACUGGCUUGGAAUUUCGAGAGUCGGCGGCACUGAUCAGUCCAAAAUGUGAGAUCGAAAUUCGGCCAAAUAUGGUUUUCAUUGUUUGUGUCGGUUUGCAUGGUCUGGUAAAUCCAGAAGCAAAAGAUGAGCAGUCGAAAACGUCGGCUGUGCUGCUGUCCGAUACUGUUUUGAUUUCUGCGGAAGGUGCAAACGAAAUCCUCACAGAAAAGGCGAAGUCGCGCUUGAAGUCAAACACUAUUCGAUUCAAAUCAGUUCCGGAAACGUCAGAAGGUGACGACAACAAGAAUAAAACAACAAAUGAAGACAAGCGUAAAGAGCACCAGAAAGAAUUGGGGAAACGGCUGAAUGAAUCGGCACGUGAACGAUUGGCUGACCAAACGGACCAAAAGGAUGUGAAGAAAAUCAAGAAAUCUAAUAUAUCCUACAGGAAUUAUGAAAGAUUUCCUAAGGAAGCAGACGUUGACAAGCUGCAAAUUUAUGUUGGUAAGUAUUGGGUUUUUCUGAUAAUAUUUCUUCAACUGUACAGCAUUUGA
Gongylonema pulchrum is the source of this 561-nucleotide messenger RNA. NCBI's taxonomy places the organism in Eukaryota, Metazoa, Nematoda, Chromadorea, Rhabditida, Gongylonematidae. The record is from the annotation of a GenBank genome assembly.